AUGCGGAAUCUUGAUUCGUGGGCCGCUCUGAUGAGCAUAUUAGCCACAGCCUCAGCAGUAGCAGUGCUUUCCUCUUCAGAGAGAGCUGAGAGGCGAGACACCUGCACUGGGCCAGUUGCGUCCUCCCCCCAAACAUACUGGCUUCUGGAGCAAGACCAUACCGGCAACGCCCGCGGCUAUGCCCCUGAAGUAUCGAAUGCAAACUACCCAGUUUGGCGUAAUGUGCAGGAUUACUCAGCUGUCGCAGAUGGCUCUGGAGACCAGACCAGCGCCAUUCAGAAUGCCAUUGAUGACGAUGGAUCAGGCGGUAGUCGACAAGGUCAGGGUGUGACCAAGUACCCGGCUGAGGUCUUUCUUCCUGGAGGAACAUACCAGCUGGGUAGUACUUUGGACUUGCGUGUCGGAACCAUCAUUACGGGAGAUCCACUCAACCCGCCUGUGUUGAAGGCAUCCUCGAACUUCAAUGGAGACACUGUGGUUAAUGGAUACGAUAGUGGGAAUGGUGCUCCUGAAACGAGCUUCUUGACUCUUCUCCGCAAUGUAGUGAUUGAUACCACGGCUCUGAGUGCUGAUACGACGAUCACCGCGCUGCAGUGGGGUGUUGCACAGGGAUCUGGGUUGACUAAUGUCAAAAUCAACAUGCCGUCCAGCUCGACUGGACAUACUGGUAUCGAUAUCAAUGCAGGAUCCACUAUUGCGGUGACCGACGUCCAGAUUACAGGUGGUAAGAUUGGAAUCAAUAAUUCCAAUCAGCAGGUCAACUUCAAGAAUAUCUACUUCAAGUAUUGCACCACUGGGUUUUAUGCAUCCGGGGGCCACACUGCGCUUCUCCAGGGUGCUACGUUCGAUACCGUUGGCCUAGGCAUCGAUAUGACCAGCAACGGACUCGGAAGUAUGGUACUACUGGAUUCUAAGUCGACCAAUUCAGGCACUGUCGUCAAAUUCUACGACUCCUCUAACGAUAGCGGAAACCGUAACAGCCAGCUGCUCAUCCAGAAUCUGGUACACGACACAUCUAAUUCUAUCGUAGUCGACAGCAAUAACAAUGUGAAACUUGCGGCUACCGAUACCGUUGAUACUUGGGUCUGGGGAAACGUCACUCCGGGCCAGUACGAAACUGGCACAGCCUUCACAACGUCUCGUCCUGAUAUGCUCCUAUCUGGUGGCAAGUACUUCACGCGCAGCCAACCUACUUACGCCGAGUACGCCUCUGAUCAGAUCGUCAAUGUCAAAGACGUAAGUGGCUACCCUGUCAAGGGCGACGGCUCAACCAACGACGUCGACUCGCUGAAUGCUAUCUUAGCGGAUAAUGCUGCCAACUGCAAAAUCACAUACUUCCCAUAUGGUGUGUACCACGUUGAAGAUACGCUGAAAAUCCCCAUCGGCUCGCGAAUUAUGGGAGAAGCCUGGGCCGUGAUUUCCGGAGCUGGAGAUAAUUUCAACGAUGCCUCAAACCCCAAAGCUGUUGUGCAGGUUGGACAGAACGGCGAUGAAGGUACUAUAGAGAUCCAAAACAUCCGAUUCAGCGUCGCUGAGGUCUUACCCGGUGCAAUCAUCGUCGAGGUCAAUGCCGCAGGCACAAACCCCGGUGACGUGGGACUAUGGAAUACCCUAGUGACAGUCGGCGGAACAGCAGAGACGAGUAUCAAGAACGACUGCGACCAGCAAGAUACCUCGAAGUGCAUGGCAGCGUUUUUGAUGAUGCACUUGACCACCUCAUCAUCUGCGUAUAUCGAAAACUUCUGGGCUUGGACCGCAGACCACAAUCUAGAUGGUGGAUCCUCCUACACCGUCAUCUCGACCGGACGCGGAGUCCUCGUCGAAGCCACAAAAGGCACCUGGUUAACCGGCACCGGAUCCAGCAUAAUUGGCUCUACAAUUACAAUUUCCACUCCGCCCAGAACGUCUACGCGGACUGUGCCUGCACCCUGGACUGCGGAGUCGGCAUAUGGUGACCCGGACUUCUCGUGGUGCGCUGGUGAUGAUCAGAAGUGUCGUUCUUCGCUCGCUACAAAUGUUGAUGCUGGGAAAGAUGUGCUUCUUUACAAUAGUGCUGCGUGGGCUUUCUUCAAUGGAGAGUGGACUGGUGAUUAUAGUACCCAGUGUGAUGGGUCAUGUCAGACGAACAUGAUGCGUGUGGCUAAUAGCCCCGAGAAUCUUGUUUGGUACUCCGUUAGCACGCGGAAGACGGAUACUAUGAUUUUUGACGAUGAGUCCAAUCCAACGGAGUAUAAUCAUCCGGGUGGAUGGGAGGCUGUUGUACAGGCCUAUAGACAGUUUUCGUCUUAG
Molecule: messenger RNA, 2289 nt
Organism: Penicillium odoratum
Lineage: Eukaryota; Fungi; Ascomycota; Eurotiomycetes; Eurotiales; Aspergillaceae
Product: glycoside hydrolase family 55 protein
Exons: 3
Coding region: 1-2289 (762 amino acids)
Molecular function (GO): polygalacturonase activity
Source: RefSeq, a predicted model, not a curated record